GCUCCCACUACUAUAAGCCAAGAGUAACUUCACUGAAAUCAGGGGAAACUACCUUGGCUUAAAAGCAGUGUGACUGGAGCAUCAGGCCCAUUGGCCUCUGAUACUGCUUCUUUCUAUAUGCACAAUUUCCCCCCAAACGAUAUGACAGGCAGAGAGACCCUCCUCCAUUACCACAAGGAGGAAGAUUCAUAAGAUUGUUUGGGUGGAGGGAUGGGGCUUUGAGCACCCACAUCAUCAACCCAGAAGCUCCUAAGUUAGGGUAAGAUGACCAGACAGCAAGUGUGAAAAAUCGGCACGGGGGUGGGGGUAAUAAGAGCUUAUAUAAGAAAAAGACCCAAAAAUCGGGACUGUCCCUAUAAAAUCGGGACAUCUGGUCACCCUAAACUAGGGCCACAGGGACAGUGCUAGGGUUUGGACCAGAUAUUGGCCUCAGCCACUCCUGGGUGGACCCAAUCCUGCCACCGCCCCUACCCGUGCGCCCAGCCAGCAGGGCCCAAUCCUGCCACCGCCCCCCCUUUCUGAGGGUCACAGCCUGAGCUACCCCCGGUUCCCGCUGCCCGCCGCGGGGCAGAGCCCGGCCCCGCCUCCUUCCCGCGCUGGGCCGGCUGCGGCGCAAGGUCCCGAGACCCGAGCGCGCUGCCUGGGGAGGGGGAGGCGCCGCCGCGGCCCCACUCGGAGGUGCGGGAGACGCGAGCCAGACAAAGAGCGAGCGCGGGGCGGGGAGCCGGGCGCUGCAGCUGCCGGCGCCUCGGGCCGCCGGGGGCAGGCGCGAGCAGGAAGCAAAGCGAAAGGAGCGGGGCAGGCUGCGUGCCGGGCGCUCCGGGCGCCCCCUGUCCGGCCCGACCCGCGCUCGCCAUGGCCAUCGCCCACAUCGCCACCGAGUACGUCUUCUCCGACUUCCUGCUGAAGGAGCCCUCCGAGCCCAAGUACAAAGGGCUGCGGCUGGAGCUGGCGCUGGACAAGCUGGUCACCUGCAUCGCCGUGGGGCUGCCCCUGCUGCUCAUCUCGCUGGCCUUCGCGCAGGAGAUCUCCAUAGGUACCCAGAUAAGCUGUUUUUCUCCCAGCUCAUUCUCCUGGCGCCAGGCUGCGUAUGUGGACUCCUACUGCUGGGCAGCUGUGCAGCAAAAGCAGUUAUUACAGAGCGAUUCAGGACACAUUCCACUGUGGCUUCAUAAAUUUUUCCCAUAUAUCCUGCUACUAGUUGCUAUCCUGUUGUAUCUACCAUGCUUGUUCUGGCGCUUCACUGCAGCACCCCAUCUUUGCUCAGAUCUGAAAUUUAUUAUGGAAGAACUUGACAAGGCCUACAACAGGGCAAUCAAAGCAGCUAAUAGCUUUCACAGUGGAGACACUAGAGACCCCAGUAGCCUGCCUCCAGCUGUUAAUGAAAACUUGACACAAAGUUUGUGGGAGAUAUCUGAAAGCCACUUUAAAUACCCCAUUGUGGAACAAUACCUGAAGACAAAAAGAAACUCCAAAAACUUAAUAAUCAAAUAUGUUAUUUGCCGUCUACUAACAUUAGUAAUUAUCCUGUUUGCAUGCCUCUAUCUGGGCUAUUAUAUCAAUCUCUCCUCUAUGACUGAUGAGUUUCUGUGCACCAUCAAAACUGGAAUCUUAAAGAAUGACACAACCAUUCCAGAACUAGUUCAAUGUAAGCUUAUUGCUGUUGGCGUCUUCCAGCUACUCAGUUACAUUAACUUAUUUGUGUAUAUUUUGGUGAUGCCUCUUGUAAUGUAUGCCAUGCUCGUCCCAUGCAGGCGAAGCUCAGACAUUCUUAGAGUAUAUGAAAUUCUGCCAACAUUUGAUGUUCUGAAACUCAAGUCAAAUUAUGAUGAUUUAAGCCUCUACCUCCUCUUCCUUGAGGAAAACGUAAGUGAGCUUAAAUCAUACAAGUGCCUCAAAGUGCUGGAGAAUAUUGCAGGCCCUGGGAAGUGUGACAUAAUCCAUCUGUUGCCAAACCUUGGUACGAUUAAGACGACAGAUACGGUAGAUGGGAAGCCAGCAACUGUGAAAGAGAAGCCUGACGAGAAAAUUACAGAAGAACCAGAAAGGACUACAACAGAACUACAAGUUUUUACAGAUCUGCUCCCAAGUUGCAAUACAAGCGCAAGCAACGAAGAUAAGGUUCGUCAAAGACUUAUAGAUUCUUCAUGCUGAUUGUUCCUGCAUGCUCCUCUUUUGACGGUUGUAGCACAGGACAGCUGCCCUCUAUCCCCACCUCCAAUACAAGCCGCACCGAACACAGGACACUGCCUUUCUCGAUGAAUGGACUGGGUUUGGGGUCCUACCAGUUCACCAGAGAGGAUAAACCAGUUUGCAGACUGUUUACAUACAGUACAGUUAAUCUCGUAUCACAAAAGGCACCAUCUAGAGUUUGAAUAUUUAUAAAACCACUUUACUACGAAUUAUGGAAAAGGGAAAUCCAUCAGGUAAUUAGCAUGCAGAAUGGAUUACCAGAAGCAGCAGUUGAAGCUGAGACCAUUUAAACAAUAGUCGUGUGCUUACAGCGAUGAAACACUGAACUGCAUAGACGCUAGAAACAGAGAUGGCCAGAUUCCAUCCUGAGAUGACGUGGUGUUGAGGUGUGUGUAACAGAGUACUGGAAAUGCCAAACUUUGUUACUUGCCACCUAGUGUCCAAUUCUGCAGUUCUUACUCCAUCUAUAAAAAGAACAGGAGUACUUGUGGCACCUUAGAGACUAACAAAUUUAUUAGAGCAUAAGCUUUCGUGGGCUACAGCCCACUUCUUCGGAUGCAUAUAGA
Malaclemys terrapin pileata is the source of this 2759-nucleotide messenger RNA. It is a transcript of the gene PANX1, whose product is annotated as pannexin 1. Gene Ontology annotation, biological process: monoatomic cation transport; positive regulation of interleukin-1 production. The coding region runs from base 856 to 2154 and encodes 432 amino acids. The transcript has 5 exons. The record is from RefSeq and is a predicted model, not a curated record. NCBI's taxonomy places the organism in Eukaryota, Metazoa, Chordata, Testudines, Emydidae. Gene Ontology annotation, molecular function: channel activity.